UAUCCAUCCGUUCGGCUUGUGGUAAUUUCAUAAAUUUAUUAAGCACACGAAAAGAGAAUUCAUCGGAAAAUUUCAUUUUGUUAUUUUAAGAGUAAAAAAAGCCAGUCCAACGUAAAUUAUUCACACAAAUCUUACAUCUCUUGGAUCAGAUUGCGGCAAUUUCAUAGAUAUUUUUAACACAAGAAAAACGGGUAUAUUUUUCUAAGUAAUUCGAAUCCUGAUAUAUCGCGAUGGGCACUUUGGGCAACCAGUUCAUUUUGUCGCGGGAGCGUCGUCGCUUUGGAAGGCAGUGCCUCUUCACGGACCGCAACGAGAUGAUCCUCAGUGUGCAGCCGAGUGGACGCCUGCGCCUCAAGUACAUCCUGCGCAACCCGAUCAACGAGCGGACGCAGCUGAGCGAGCAGUACGCCGUGUCCUCGGCCUUGACCCACAAUGUCACCCUGGAUUCGCACGGACUAAAUCACUUUGAGGGCGGUUGGAACAUUAAGGAGGUGAACGUGGCGGACGAGGAGUCCACAAUGCGCUACCGCAAAAAGGUCGAGCGCGAUGAUACAUGGGGCGUCGAGGUGAACCAACUGAUGCACGACGUGAUGGACAUCAGUUCGGCCAACAAUGCCAUAAAUAUCUACGAGGACUUCUUUGUGAACCUGCCUGCGGAUCUGGGUCAUGGCAUCAGCAUGAAGAUCGCGGCCAGGGGCAUUCACAUUUUCCACGACCUCUGGAUUCCGUCGCGCAGUCUCAAGAUGUGUGAAUGGCUGAACACCGAUCCCAAUCAGUUCGUCCUGACGUACUCCAACCCAAGAAGCUUGGCUCCAGACUAUUCGAAACCGCUGAACAUGUUGCCCGACUUUGGCAACGACAAUGAAAAUGCAUUUUACGUUUGGGACUUGGAUGACGCCACCCGCCCGGUGGCCCACUACGAUACGGGAAGGGUCCUCCGGAUUGCAAAGGUGUGCCUGCGGGACGAGAGCUAUAUGGUGGGAGGACUCAAUGAGGGUCAGGUGUGCUUCUGGCAAACGGAUUCUAUGGGCGGGCCCAAAAGGAUGUGUCCCCUGGAGGCGUCACAUCGCGAGGCCACCUCUGCCCUCUGCUGGGUGCACUCCAAGCUGAACACCGAGUUCUACUCCGGCUCGCUGGACGGGUCUAUUAAGUACUGGGACACCAGGGAUUUGCUCAUGCCGGUGAACGAGGUCCUGGCCGAACCAUAUCCCAUGUCCGUACAAAAGCGGGAGGACUCGCAUGGCGUGACUGUGCUGGAAUUUGAGUACACCAUUCCGGUGCGGUACAUCAUUUGCACCGACAUGGGCUACGUGUUCGUGGGCAACCGUAAGGGAGCCACUCCGCAGGAGACCCUCGUCGGUUGCUACCAACUGUUCGUCGGUCCCAUUCGCGCCGUGAUGCGUAAUCCGUUCUUCGUGAAGAACUUCAUCCUGGUGGGCGAUUGGCGGGUGCGCAUCUGGUCGGAGGAGGUGAAGAAUUGCCCCAGCACCUUCUACUUCCGCCGGAAGAACCAAGUGCUCAGCGGCGCCUGGAGCACCGGACGCUGUUCGAUGUUCUGCAUCGGUGACGACCAGGGCAACCUGGAGUUCUGGGAUCUACUCAUGUCCCACACUCGGCCUAUUUUGACCAUUAAGUACAAGCACCCCAUCACCCAUCUGGUGUUCAAACCGGAUGGAUCGAUUCUCACCGUGAGCCUGGCCAACGGCGACUGUGCGAUGCUCCGGAUGGAGGAGGGCAUGCGCAGUGCCACGCUCAAGGAGAAAUCCCUCAUGAUGUCGAUGUUCGAGCGGGAGAUAUCACGCUGCAAACUUUUGGAGGCUCGCGAGGAGGAGAUGAAGUUGAAGAAGCGCCUGACCACAAUUCAUUUGGAGGAGGAACGGAAGUCCAGGGAGAAAUUGGAGGCGAAGAAGAAGAAGGGUCAGGCCAAGAAGGAUCAGGAGCCCAAGGUUGAGGACGAGGCCACCAUGUUCCUCAGGAUGAUUGAGAGUGACACUGAAUUUAGCAAGGCUCUUUUGGAAUUCAAUGAAGCCAUCGAAAACAUCGCCAAUAAGCGUGCCAAGCGGGUUUUCACCAUGGAACGCACUGUAUUCGAGAGGGAUCAAUACCAGGUGCAGGCCUAAUAAGGACGGGACCAUCUUUCCCAAUUGUAUCUUAACAUUUUCAUAGAGUAUUAUGUAUGUAACCAGUUUGUGCAUUUUAAUAAAAGCAAUGUGAACGAA
This is a messenger RNA of Drosophila rhopaloa, 2219 nucleotides long. RefSeq names its product dynein intermediate chain 3, ciliary. Gene Ontology annotation, molecular function: dynein heavy chain binding; dynein light chain binding. Lineage: Eukaryota; Metazoa; Arthropoda; Insecta; Diptera; Drosophilidae. The record is from RefSeq and is a predicted model, not a curated record. The transcript is spliced from 2 exons. Gene Ontology annotation, cellular component: outer dynein arm. Gene Ontology annotation, biological process: cilium movement; outer dynein arm assembly. Bases 231 to 2120 code for a protein of 629 amino acids.